Penicillium bovifimosum is the source of this 798-nucleotide messenger RNA. RefSeq lists its product as uncharacterized. The record is from RefSeq and is a predicted model, not a curated record. The transcript has 3 exons. NCBI's taxonomy places the organism in Eukaryota, Fungi, Ascomycota, Eurotiomycetes, Eurotiales, Aspergillaceae. Bases 1 to 798 code for a protein of 265 amino acids.
AUGACCAACUCCGUCUCUAUCGCUACCUGCGCCAUAUACGCAGUCCUCAUCAUCCCAGUACUCUACCUCCUCGUCCGACACGGUCGCUACGGCCUGUUAGGAUGGCUCUUCCUUUCCAUAUUCUGCGCGAUUCGCAUCGUCGGCGGCGCGCUGGCAAUAAACAACCCCAGCAUCGCCGCUAGUAUCAUCUCCAGCGUCGGUCUUUCUCCUCUCCUCCUCGCAACAGCUGGUAUUCUCCACGAGGCUCGAUACUAUCGCAUCCAAACCCUCGACAAAAAACUCGAAUGGGUCUUUGUUCUCGCCUACCACAUGCUCGUCGUCGCAGGCGUGGCCCUAACAGCUGCCGGCUCCGUAAAACUCCAGAAACCCAAGAACCCCCUGGACACGGCCGACCUCGAUAAGGCCGACAAAAUUGUCAAGGCAGGCAUCUCGAUUCUGGCGGUCGCGUGGGGGGUCUUAGUCGGGUGGACCUCGUUCUCGUUCAUUGCUCCCCGGGGACGCAAUUCCUCGCUCACGAGGGCAGGGAAUGUUCUGCUUAUCGCUAUUACCUUCUCGCUCGCCUUCAUCGGCAUCCGAGUCUUCUACAGUCUUGCUGCGCUGUGCACGCGGAGGGCAUCCCUUAAUCCCGUCACUGGGUCGCUUGCUAUCCGUGUGGUGCUGGGACUCUUGCCUGAGCUGAUUGCCGCGCUUGCCUUUAUUUUUGCGGGGAUUAAGACGCAGGAUGCGGCACCGUUGGCUCAGGUCGAGGAGGAGGUAGUUUCUGCUCCGCCGAAAUCGCGUGCUCAGCCUUGGAUAUAG